UCCAUUCAUGCUCCGCAUUGACUUCCGUCCUCACUCCAGUCAUAUCUCCGGCAUGGCGGAAACUGUUGCCGCCGCCGCCGCCGCUAAGAGCGCGGCAAUUUUUGUGGGGAAGUCAGCGGCACAUGCGGCGAUAGCCUAUCUCAUCAAGAAAGCCCUUGGCCGCCUCUCGGCGGAAGAUGAGGACCUGCGCGGAAGGCUGACGGCGAAGCUGCCGGCCAUCGAAGCGGUCUUCGGCGCGGCCGAUCAGACGCCGGUCCAGGAGGACCCUGUCCUGGGCCCAUUGCUGUGGCAGUUCCGAGAUGCCAUCCAGGAGGCCGAGGAUGCGCUCGGCGAGCUGGAGUUUCUGGAUCUGGAGAGGCAGGCCAAGGACCGGAGAGCCAGGGAUGCCAAAGAUUGGAGAGUGAGGGUAUCCUCCCGCCUCCCUAGCAUCAGCACAGGGCUCCGGCGAUCUCUCAGCGCCGCUUGCGGCGGCGGCUCUACCAAGGGUUUGAAAGGUGCCCUCAAGAGGUUGGAUUUAGUACUUGGCAAUGCAGAUAAAUUCCUCGCAACCAUGAGCCAUCGACUCCAACCUUCUUGUUCUGAUAACCAAGGGCACCAUGGUGAUCUUGCCAGCAGGCGUGAGACAAUGAGGGAGUUGACGACGGUUGCCUUCGGCCGGCGGAGCGAAAAGAAUGCGAUAAUUGAAUGGCUGGGGGUUCAAGCUACACGGCAGGUUACAGAUCUGGCAUUGUCCGUGUGCGCGAUUGUUGGGGACGGUGGUAUGGGGAAAACAACCCUGGCGCAGUUUGUCUGCCAAGAUAAGGAAGUGCAGGAUCAUUUUGGUGGUAUGAUCAUCUGGGUGCACAUCUCUAGGCAUUUUGAUCCAAAAGUAUUGGUCCGAAAGAUCAUGGGAUCAAUCAACCGAGACAAAGCUAGCGCCCAGGCUUUCGACCCCCUGCAAUCAGAUCUUAUUAAAGAGCUGCUGACUAAAAGGUUUCUGCUGGUUUUGGAUGAUGCAUGGGAGGAUAUGGUGCAUGAGAGAUGGGAACAAUUUUUAGGCCCAUUAAGAAAUAUGGCCCCAAUGGGAGGCAGGAUCUUGCUCACAACCCGAAUGGCAUCAGUGGCUGAUGCUGUCAAACGUCAAAUCCCUGCUGGAUUUAAAUGUUUGGAGCUGAGGGGUUUAGAUCAGGAAGACACUUUGAUGCUCUUCAAUCAUCAUGCAUAUGGUGACUCGACUCACAGCGAUAAAUCGGACUCAGAACUUCGGUUGAUUGGAGAACAGAUUGCCAGAAAUCUUAGAGGUUGUCCCUUCAUAGCAAAAGUAGUUGGUCAGCAACUGAGAGAUAACACAGAUUAUAGUAAAUGGAAAAACGUCUUAAAUCAAGGUAUCCACCAGUUUGAUGAAAUUGUGCCUAGAAUUAUGGAGAUGCUCAGGUUGAGCUACCAAAAUCUGACUUAUGAAGUGCAGCUUUGCUUUCGGUAUUGCAGCAUAUUUCCUCCUCAUUACAAGUUCAAGGUGGAAGAAGUGAUUGAGAUGUGGGUGAGUUCAGGUUUGAUUUUGCAAAGAGAGAAUGGCCUAAAGAAGCAGGAGGAUAUUGCUAGAGGGCACUUCAAUACUCUGUGCCGAAAAUCAUUUCUUUCAUUGGUACCCCGAGAACUGCAUGCUGAUCCUUCCGAUGAUUACUAUGUCAUGCAUGACUUGAUGUAUGACUUGGCCUGUUUGGUUUCAAGUGAGGAAUGUUCAAGGUUUCGAGUUACUGACCACAACACCAACAUAUUCCCUAAAGUGCGCCACUUAUACAUUGAAGGCGUAAGUUCUAAAAGUAUUGAUAUAAUUUCACGGUCCAAUUACCUACGAACUCUUAUCAUAUCACAUGAGGAAAAUUCCAUUCAGCAAGAGCUUGUGCAUGAUUUGAAGAAAGCUAUAAAAGGCAGAACAAGCUUACGGCUCUUAAAGUUAUGUGGAAAUGGUAUUUUUGGAAUGAACAAGGCUAUUGCUGAACUGAAGCACCUUAGGUACAUCUCUAUGUCUGCUACCGAUGAACCCAAUCUCUGUAACUUAUUUAAACUCUAUCACCUGGAGGUCCUUCGAAUACAGAAGAUAGAGAAAGAAGAAAUAGUGAGCUUUAUCGAUAUAAGUAACCUACCUCACUUGCAGAAACUGCAUCUUCCUAAAAAUGCAUCAUCCAGGAUACCCCACAUUGGAAGUCUGACUACUCUUAGAGAGUUAAAUGGGUUCAGUGUGAAAAAAAAAGAUGGCCACAAAAUAACUGAGCUGAGAGAUUUGAGGAAUCUUCAAAAGGUCAUUGUGCUCGAUGUCCAAAAUGUUAGUGAUUACAAUGAAGCUUCUUCCGCUGAAUUGGAUAAGAAGACAAAUAUGAAGGUGUUAUCUUUUGAAUGGUCUUCUGAUCAGGCUAGAAUUGAUGACCGGAUUCUUAAUAAGCUUGUUCCGGACAGUAAUCUCAAGCAUUUGGUCAUUUCUGGAUAUAACGGCAAUCAACCUCCAAUGUGGAUGGAAAAUCCAUACCUUUCUAAUUUGGUACAUCUGAAGAUUGAUGGAUGCGUGGAAUGGGAUAAACUCCCCCCUCUGGGCAGCCUAUGGACGCUGAAGCAUGUCAUUCUGGAGAACCUCCCAAAAUUGAAGUAUGUUGGUAGGUCAUCCUACCAUUCUGGUGCUUACAGUUACAGUUAUAGGGGAAAAUGGACAAAAGGUCCUGGUUCUGAUGGAUUGCCUCCUCAUCUAAUUACAUUUGUUGUGAAAGAUUGCCCAGACUUGUACGAGCUACCUGACCUGCCUUUCAGCCUGCAGCAUUUGCAGAUAGAUGCCGUUGGAGUGUCUAACCUGCCAACCAUGUGUGAUCACAAGGGAUCAAGAGACGUUUCUGCAGUCGAGGCGCAGCUCUCCACUCUCCAUAUAGGAUCUAGCGAUUUUCUUAUUUCUCUAAAUGGAUGUUUCUUACAAGAGGAACACUACAGAGCUCUCACCUUCUUAAAACUGUUCCGUUGCAGUGAGUUAAGGUCCCUUCCAGUUGCAGCAGAUUUUGGAAGAAUAUCUAAGCUGGAGGGUAUUGAAAUUAUUGAAUGCAACAGUUUGUUGUCCUUGGGUGGGCUAGGAGCCCUUUCUUCACUUACAGAACUGAAAAUACAGCAUUGCGGCAAUCUGGUUACUACUUCAUUGUCAGGUUCCCUGCCAAUAUCAGUGAGAAGUCCCCAUCUGAAACUUGAGACACUGGCAAUUGAUGACCAUCGUUUACUUCUUCUGAGUCCACUUACAAACUUGUGCCUCACUAAAAGGCUUAUCAUAUCAGGCAGGUCAGAAAUGGCCGAGUUGCCUGAGGAAUGGCUGUUGCAGAAUAGUUAUCACCUAGAACAUAUAGAGAUAAGCAACGCAGAACUGUUGCAAUCUCUGCCUCUGAAGAUGCAUAACAUGCAUGCCCUCCGGAGUCUUUUUCUACAUGACACUCACAUUCUUCAGUCUCUCCCGCUCAUGCCCCCAAACCUCUGGGUCCUCGUCAUCCAUGGUUGCCACACCGAGUUGAAUGAGAAAUGCCAGGUCGGUGGUUCUGAGUGGACGAAGAUAAGUCGGAUCCCUAAUCGUAAGAUAUCUCCCAAGGAAAAUGAUAGACAUUAAGUUGCACAGUAUUUUGGAGGGGAGAAAUGUCAACCGUUCGAGAUUUUGCUCGGUAUGCAGGACAGUUGGCGCACAUGACAAGUAGCUAUGAGAAGAAGGGUUGAAAAACCAAAGUGCCCAUUAAUGUAUAAGAUACAUAACUGUAGACACAUACAUAUUAUUAUUAUUUUUGAAAGGAAGAUUA
This is a messenger RNA of Aegilops tauschii subsp. strangulata, 3794 nucleotides long. Its product is annotated as putative disease resistance protein RGA1. The record is from RefSeq and is a predicted model, not a curated record. Gene Ontology annotation, molecular function: ADP binding. Lineage: Eukaryota; Viridiplantae; Streptophyta; Magnoliopsida; Poales; Poaceae.